Molecule: messenger RNA, 2464 nt
Organism: Drosophila takahashii
Lineage: Eukaryota; Metazoa; Arthropoda; Insecta; Diptera; Drosophilidae
Source: RefSeq, a predicted model, not a curated record
UGGCGGUUCUAGUUGCUUCGGCUGGGUGAGAUUAAUUUUGUUAAGUUUAGGCCAUGUCUGCGCCAAAAAAGCAGACAUCAACAGGCAGGAGGGUGAUCGUGCACUUGCGUGAUAUAGCACUCCAUUUGAAAGCUGCCGAUAAUACAUUGUGUGACUGUGUUCAAUGGAACUGCGAGGAGUUGAAGCGAAAUCCCACUACAUGGAAGCGGUAUCCCUUGGAGGCCGCAUCAUGUCCCCGGGAGUCUUCCGAGAACCGAGUGCCGAAAGACAUGAUCGAACAUGUCGAUGCAUGUCACUCAGCACGUUCUCAGAUCUUUGGAUGCCAGGAUGCUGUAUAUAACGUGGACCAUUCUCCCUUUGUCUUUCCGGUAUCAUUUAAAACAUUCGAAAACAACCUCAACAGGAUGGUGGUAUUCGAUAUGAUCGGCAAGGGCUUAGAGGAUUUGCUGAUGCUAGCGGCCAAUGAUGCGUAUCGCUACCAAACUCUUCAGGAGUUUUUUUUCCGCUUUUAUGUGCAACCUGAAAAGCGACCUACUAUCAAAAUCUUCAAGGAAGAAGUCCCCAACAUCCUUUUCGCCAAGUUGCUCGAAUCUGCGAGACUGCAUGAGGAAAAGGCAACCAGGACUAAUGCGGAAAAUGCCACCAUUAAGGCUCUUCAAAGCCAUUCCAUUAUCACCUUUGAGGUGUUCAGCGAGAAUUUGUUAAACCUACCGGAGAUUGUGGAGCAAAUGAGGCAGCGGGACGAGAACUAUGUGCGCAAGAACUUCGACCAGUGCGCCUUUGACUUCUACCUGGCGUUCUAUAUAACACCAGAGAUUCGAAAGAAGUACAAAUGCGAGCUGCUCCCCAGCAACGAAAACAUGGAGGAGCAAAUGCUGGCCAUUCCCGGCAAAAAGAUGGCCAAAGAGCUGCGGCAAAGUCUUCCGCAGUUGGCCACUCCAUCGCCAGCACUUGUAAUGCCCAGGAAGAGGGCUCCGAAAAGGUCUGCAGAAGGAAGUCCCAUACCAUUCAAAGUCUUCCGACGUCAUGUGAGCAAUCUCGAAAAUAUUGCUAAUCAGAUGCUGCUGUGCGACGAGUACAGGGGAAAAUCCAAGGAGGAAGCUAUUCGGGAGUACUACAAGGGUUUCUAUUCCGGACCAGAGAUGCGCCAGAAGUUCCCGUGCCGUUUUAAGCCUUGUCCCGCCAAGAAGCUACACCAUUUGCUUAGUUUUCCGCCCGAGGAGCCCACAAGUGAGUUUGCCCAUUUUAGGAGUGUAAGCCAGCCGCAAGUUGAGCCAAAGAAAUCCGAAUUAAAUGCUGUAAAACCGUCGCCCAUUUCGGAGAUUUUAGAUUCAGCUUGCAAACCCAAGAACGAUGUAGAUAAAUCCACUGAUGUUAUCACCUCCCCAAAUUUUAAUAACAACUGCGUUGAUGAUAACGAAAUCCUGUACCUCUCAUCGGGUUCGGAUACAGAAUACGAAGAAGAACCUUCCCCUCAGAUCAGUCCACCAAUAUUCGAGGAAAUGGAGGAUAUUUUUCACACAUAUUUACCACAAACUCCACCUAAUCUACAAAUAACCGAGGAAAUUGAGGAUAUUUCCCAGUCAUAUGUCCCAGAAACUCCUAUUCAUCUGGCUCCUAACAUUUUACCCCACGAGCAAGUUAUAGACUUGGAUGCCAGCCAAAGUUUGGACUGUUUUGCGAUGCCUAAACCAAAAGAGAAUGAUACAAAUGUCGAGAUACUGGAUCAAAUGCUCAAGGAGAAAGUAAUAGACUUGGAUGCCAGCCAAAGUUUGGACUGUUUUGCGAUGCCUAAACCAAAAGAGAAUGAUACAAAUGUCGCGAUACUGGAUCCAAUGCUCAAGGAUCAAGUAAUAGACUUGAAUGCCAGCCAAAGUUUGGACUGUUUUGCGAUGCCUAAACCAAAAGAGAAUGAUACAAAUGUCGCGAUACUGGAUCCAAUGCUCAAGGAUCAAGUAAUAAACUUGAAUGCCAGCCAAAGUUUGGACUGUUUUGCCAUGCCUAAACCAAAAGAGAAUGAUACUAGUGUCGCGAUACUGGAUCCAAUGCUAAAGAAACCCAUAGACUGGGAAAGCUCGUCUGCUCCAGAAUUGCCAUACAAUAUAAUUAAGAUUUCCGUGAUCCCUGGAAAAAGGAGCGCAGCCAGCCAAGAUUCGGCUAGCAAGAGAGUUAAACUGGUUAACGAAAAGCAGUCGAUGGAUGUAACUGAUAUCACUUCGCCGCAGCCUGAGGUUAACAUCACUCCCUCGCAGGACUUUGCCGCUGGCGAUUCGCUUCUGGAAUGCUCCCAACUUCAGCGACUGCUAGAUUCACCGAGCUUCAAAGUCCGGAGACUGCCACGAACUUAGCUUUAUAGUCAUAUUUUGAUAAAUUAAUUACGUUUAAAGAAGUAAACGUUCUAAGUCGUUCAAUGAAGAACUGUGAUUUCCAUGAGCUUACAUAUUAUUUAUUUCUUUACAUAUUA